Molecule: messenger RNA, 1666 nt
Organism: Marchantia polymorpha subsp. ruderalis
Lineage: Eukaryota; Viridiplantae; Streptophyta; Marchantiopsida; Marchantiales; Marchantiaceae
Source: the annotation of a GenBank genome assembly
AUCCACAUUGGAGAGUUUUGUUCUCCUCCUACAACCAGAGACUGAGAGAUACAUUUAUCAGAUCUCUCUCUCUCUCUUUCGAACAUUAGAGUUUGUGAUUGUUUGAUUUUGUAGAACAUCUGUAGAAAUGGCCAACAAUGCCAAUGCUACUGCUUACAAACACCAGAAGGCUGAAGGACCAGCGACAGUUCUUGCCAUUGGCAAAGCCACUCCUCCUACAGCCUUUCCUCAGAGUGAAUAUCCAGACUUCUUCUUCGACAUCACCAAUACCAAUCACAAAACACAACUCAAAGCCAAAUUUGCUCGCAUAUGCAAAAAUUCAGGAAUCAACACAAGGUACUUUCACUGCACAGAAGACAUCCUGAAGGCCAAUCCUUCGAUGUGCACUUAUCUUGAACCUUCUUUGGAUAUUCGACAAGACAUCGCCAUCAGAGAAGUUCCCAGAUUGGCAGAGAAGGCAGCGAUUGAAGCCUUGGCAGAAUGGGGCCAACCCAGAGAUCAAAUCACCCACGUCGUGUUUGCAACAACGAGCGGGGUGAACAUGCCCGGAGCUGAUCUCACUCUCACCAGGCUUCUCGGAUUGAACCCGAAUGUGAAGCGUACCAUGCUCUACCAGCAAGGGUGCUUUGGAGGAGCUACGGUUCUGCGAGUCGCCAAAGAUCUGGCUGAGAACAACAAGGGCGCCCGAGUAUUGACGGUGGUGAGCGAGCUCACCUGUGUAACGUUCCGCGCACCCAACGAGGAACAUUUGGACAAUCUGGUGGGUUCAGCCAUCUUCGGCGAUGGAGCUGCAGUCCUCGUCAUCGGUUCUGACCCGGUCCCUGAGGUGGAGAAACCCCAGUUCGAGAUUCACUGGUCAGGUGAGACCAUUCUGCCAGAGAGUGAUGGCGCCAUCGAGGGACGCCUGACUGAAGCAGGCCUGAUUUUCCAUCUGCUGAAGGAUGUUCCCGGCCUGAUCUCAAGAAACACUCUUCCCAUCUUCAACAAGGCAAUUGAGGUGGCAGGAUCCCCAGGCUGGAACGAUCUGUUUUGGUGUGUGCACCCGGGAGGUCGUGCCAUUCUUGACGAAGUGGCCAAAACAUUGAACUUGAAGCCAGAGAAGAUGGAGGCGACGAGAGAUGUGCUUUACAACUACGGCAACAUGUCUGGUGCUAGUGUGCUAUUUGUCCUGGAUCAGAUGAGGAGGCGGUCAGCUGAGAAGCAUAGCAUCACAACUGGAGAAGGGUGUGAAUGGGGACUCGUAGUGGGUUUUGGACCUGGUUUGACGAUUGAAGUUUCGGUUUUGAAAGCAAUUGCUACUGGUCACUAAAUUUCUUCGAUUUAGAUCUUCAAAGACAAUCCCACUUUCCACAAUCAAUAUUUGUUCAGUAACUAGAUCAUUGAAGAUAACACUUUGAACACUCAGGAAGCACGAUGCUAGAUAAGAUUAAUUUCCAGGAGUCUGAGAGGCGGGUGCAGAGUAAGAUACGUUUAAUUAAGAAGUGAGUUUACACUCUUGGGAUCAAGUGUAACAUAGACGGGUAGAUCCGAAUCUGAGACGUCAAUGAUUGUCUUAAAGCUGACGACCAUCUCGGAAGGCAUGAGCUGAUCAAGAUAUGUGCUUUACGAGGAUUGUAAAUAAUCAACACAAAAUGCUCGAAAUAAUUUAAGAUAUACUUUCCUACUU